Messenger RNA from Benincasa hispida (wax gourd), 1800 nucleotides. RefSeq names its product peroxidase 72-like. NCBI's taxonomy places the organism in Eukaryota, Viridiplantae, Streptophyta, Magnoliopsida, Cucurbitales, Cucurbitaceae. Gene Ontology annotation, molecular function: peroxidase activity; heme binding. Gene Ontology annotation, biological process: hydrogen peroxide catabolic process; response to oxidative stress. The record is from RefSeq and is a predicted model, not a curated record.
AUUUUGAUUGGACCCUGCAGCUAAGUUUGACAGUAAAUUUAAUGGGCAUAUUCAUUGUUACGAGGUUUGUAAUGAUUUAUUAAACCAAUCAAUUGAAUUACUCGUUUUGACGAGUUAUGAUAAAUUUAAUUAUUUUCUUUUAAUAAUCUAAUCUUCUUCUUUCUUCGUGGACUUGAAAUUUUGUACAAGAUUUUAACAAGCAAAAAUAAAUAUUAAUUAAGAAAAAAAUGAGAUUACAUAAAUUCGAAUACGUCAUUUUUUAUUAUGACACAAAAUUACUAUUAAACCCAAAAAUUUGAGUUAAGUAAAUAUCGCCUUUUAUCACUACUUUGAUAAGAAAGAUUCAAUAGGGUAAUUCCCUAAGCAUGCUGAUAAAGCAUAAGACUAAUACAAAGCACAUUAAAAGCUACACCAACUCUUACCUACACUGAAAGUUAGCUACCAAAUCCAUAAUUUUUAGUGUCCUCUCUUUUCAAAAGACAUGACCAUUCUACAAAGUCUCCUCUAUAAAUAGUCACUACCCAUUUCAACUCCUUUCACAGCAACAUUCCAUGUUAGAGUUUUGGUCUUGAAAAGAUUUCAAAAUGGCCAAGCUUGUUUUGAGAUUUGUGUUUGUUCUUUCCCUUCUUGCCUUUGCUCCACUCUGUUUCUGUAGCAGAAUUAAUGGUGGCUUUGGGUCUCUGUACCCCCAAUAUUAUGACCAUUCAUGCCCCAAAGCUAAAGAAAUAGUGAAAUCCAUUAUGGCAAAGGCUUUUGCUAGAGAACCUCGUAUUGCUGCUUCUAUUCUUAGACUUCAUUUCCAUGACUGUUUUGUUCAGGGGUGCGAUGCAUCACUAUUGCUAGACAGCAGUGGAAGUAUUAGGAGCGAAAAGAAUUCGAACCCAAAUAAGAACUCGGCUAGAGGGUUUGAGGUGAUUGAUGAGAUCAAAUCUGCAUUGGAGAAAGAGUGUCCACAAACUGUUUCUUGUGCUGACAUCUUGGCUUUGGCGGCAAGAGAUUCCACUGUCAUUACAGGUGGACCAUCUUGGGAGGUUCCAUUGGGAAGGAAGGACUCAAGAACUGCAAGUCUGAGUGGCUCCAACAAUAACAUUCCAGCUCCAAAUAAUACUUUCCAAACCAUUCUCAAUAGAUUCCAAAACCAAGGACUUGACAUUGUUGAUCUUGUUGCCUUAUCUGGAGGCCACACCAUCGGAAAUUCAAGGUGCACCAGCUUCAGGCAGAGGCUAUACAACCAGAACGGCAAUGGAAAACCCGACAAAACCCUUCCGCAGUCGUACGCGGCGGAGCUCCGGAGCCGUUGCCCGAGAUCCGGCGGUGACAAUAACCUCUUUUUCCUCGAUUACGUCAGCCCGACCAAAUUCGACAACAGCUACUUCAAAAACUUAGUUGGUUUCAAAGGGCUUCUCAACUCCGACCAAGUUCUCCUCACCGGAAACGACGCGUCGGCCGCUUUGGUAAAGAAAUACGCCGACAACAGCGAGCUGUUCUUCGAGCAAUUCGCCAAGUCUAUGAUUAAAAUGGGUAAUAUUUCCCCAUUGACGGGCUCGAGUGGUGAGAUCAGAAAGACUUGCAGGAAGAUCAACAAUUAAAUUUUGUUGGGUUUCGUAAAUUUCCACAACCAAAUAAAUUAUUUGAAGAUUCGUGUCUGAUUUGAUAUGCCGCUUUUCUUUCCUCUUUAAUUUCGAAUUAGAUGUUUUGAUUUUGAAGGUUUGUGUGUUUGUCGACUGUCCAUUGGUCCCUAUGUAUUUGCUUAUAUAUAUAGACUUAAAAAACAUUAAUAUGCAAUCAUGUUAUUACUAA